This is a messenger RNA of Naegleria lovaniensis, 1491 nucleotides long. RefSeq lists its product as uncharacterized. The record is from RefSeq and is a predicted model, not a curated record. NCBI's taxonomy places the organism in Eukaryota, Heterolobosea, Eutetramitea, Acrasida, Naegleriidae. The coding region runs from base 1 to 1491 and encodes 496 amino acids. The transcript has a single exon. Gene Ontology annotation, molecular function: actin binding.
AUGCCAGUCCCUCCUCCCCCUGUAGGUGUGUCGUCACCACCUCCUCCACCAACCAACAUGGUGGCUGUGAAACCUCCCUCGAGUGCAGGACGUGCCAAUCUUCUCAACGAUAUUGAAAAGGGUAAAAAAUUGAAAAAGGUCCCAGAAAGUCAAAAGAAUAUUCGUGAUGGAGCCUUGAUUGAAACACCAAAAGGUGGUGGUGGUAGCAGUAGUUCAGGAGGUGGUGGUGGUUAUAGUGGUGGUAGUGGUAGUAGUGGUUCAGGAGGAGGCUCUUCUGGUGGUGGAAUGGGUGGUUUUGUUCCAACCGGUAAUCCAAUGAUGGAUGAAAUUAGAAGAAAGCAAAUGAGCAAAGGAUCAAGUGGUGGUGGUAGCAACUCCCCUCCACCAAGUAUGCCCUCUUCAAAGCCUUCCUUUGGUAAACCUCCAAUGGUUCCAGGAGGUAGUAACAACAGCAGUAGUGGUGGUGGUGGUGGAUUUGGAAAACCUCCCAUAGUUCCAGGAGGUAUGAAAUCAAUUCCGACCCGAAGACCUCCUUCCUUUGAUGAUGAUGAUGAUAGUAAUAAUAAUGACGAUGAUGAUCGAUCAUCAAGCCAUUCACAACCUCCUCCACAGAUUCCCUCUCGUGGUGUACCUCCUCCGGUUCCAUCAUCGACUCGUGGUGUGCCUCCUCCAGUUCCUGGCACUAGAAAUACAACAAGCUCUCCACAACAACAACAACCUCCACAAAUACCUUCUCGUGGUGUACCUCCUCCAGUACCUGGAUCAAAGCCUUCAUCGAUUUCACCACCAAGCUCAGAUCAAUCACCAACAUCAUCAAGCGCUAAUUCAUCACCAUCUUAUUCCAAUAAUGCAAGACCAGUGUUGCCAUCAUCGAAUAAGGCUCUCAAUAGCAAGCCUAUGGUUCCUCCACCUUCAUCACUCCCUUCAUUAGGUGUUCCAAACAUGGGUGGUAAUAGUCCAAAUGCUCCUCCAAAGCCAAGCUCUCGAUUCGGAAGCUCCAAUAAUCUCAAUGAAAGCACAAGCAGCAACUCGUAUGGAGGUUAUUCAAAGCCAAACCCUCCAAGUGUACCUUCGAGACCAUCGAGCAAUGUGGACAAUUCUUACACGAGCACUUCAUCAAAACCAACUCCUCCAACCAUUCCUUCAAGUAAGCCUCCAACCACACCAUCAAGGCCAACUGCAGGAAAAGUUGGAUAUCAAGCUUCUUCAACAUCGUCCUAUCAAGAUAAUGAUGCAGAUGAACAAAUUCAACAAGCUACAUCGAAAAUGCACAAUUUUGUACAACAAAAAGGAUAUAAGGAUAUUAAUCAAGUCACUGAUCGAGAUAUGGGUGAUUUAGAAAAGAAUAGAAUUUCAACUGCCAACACUGUACCACUGAAAUCAAGUGCUGCUAUCGACGAAAUUGAAAGACUUGCCUCUCUCUUGCAACGAGGGCUCAUUGACGAAGAGGAGUUUGCUGCCAUGAAAAAGAAAGUAAUUUUCAACAACUAA